Messenger RNA from Zeugodacus cucurbitae (melon fly), 3849 nucleotides. RefSeq names its product engulfment and cell motility protein 1 (gene Ced-12). The record is from RefSeq and is a predicted model, not a curated record. The coding region runs from base 20 to 2203 and encodes 727 amino acids. NCBI's taxonomy places the organism in Eukaryota, Metazoa, Arthropoda, Insecta, Diptera, Tephritidae. Gene Ontology annotation, cellular component: plasma membrane. The transcript is spliced from 4 exons. Gene Ontology annotation, biological process: actin filament organization; cell motility.
CUAUUUAGCUAUCGUAAAUAUGAUACCGAAAAAAACGCUGGUCAAAGAUGCACACAUUGUGAAAAUUGCUGUGGAGUUGGAGAACUAUGUGCCGCAACUAAUAUGUUUGGAUCAGCGACAACCUUUAACUGGUAAAAUCCAAGAGAUUUGCAGCUAUUGGGAUAUAGCUGAUCCACAAAAUUAUGCGCUAGAAUUUUGUGAUGUGAACAAUCAAAAAUAUGUCACCGAGAAAAAUCGCAAUGAAAUCAAAAACGGUUCAGUAUUACAUUUGUCCUAUUCGCCAUCGAAAACCGCGAACGAUACACUCGAAUCAUUAAGCUCGGGGUCUAUUGUGGAGAAGACGAAAUGUUUGAAACAACUUGCAACACUUAGCAAAGAUCAUACUUUCGCUAUGGAAUUCAUCAAAGAAAAAGGUCUAGGUAUUAUCAUCAAGAUGAUAGAAGAUACUUCACAAAAAGAUGACGACAUACUAAAAUACAGUUUGCAAAGCUUCGUCGAGCUAAUGGAGCAUGAUACGAUUUCUUGGGAAAUAUUGCAAAGCACAUUCAUACAACGGAACAUUUAUAUUGUUUGUAACUUUCAACAUUUUCCAAAAGAAUGUACGCAAAGUGCACUUUCCAAUUUGGAGAAUAUUGUGCAAAAUAGCAGUAAAUAUGCAUUAGUCGAAAAGGAUGUCACGCUACAAGAUCUACUACGUCUAUUGCAAGAUGCGAAUUCGGCAACAACACAACAGAAUGCCAUAGCGUUAAUCAAUGCGCUGUUCAUGAAGGCGGAUGAAGCACGCAAGCGACAGAUUGCGCAUACAAUUAGCGCAAAGCCAUACCGUUUGGCAUUGAUAGGCAAUGCAUCGGGGCGUCAAAUGGAAAUGACGCAUCAAUUGUAUGUCUUACAAACACUCACUUUGGGCUUGCUGGAGCAACGAAUGCGCAUGAAAAUGAAUGCACAGGAUCAGGAUGCGCACGAUAAAAUCAAAGAAUUACGACGCAUUGCCUUCGACGAUUACUCCGGUCAAUUGGGAGUAGGAGAAGAGCAUUUGCGACGCGGUGGCAGCGGUUCCGGUGGUGGCAAUGUAAAUUUUUCGCAAUUCUAUAAGAAAUUGGGUUUCAAGUGCGAUAUCAAUCCGGCACAGGAUUUUAUUGAAACACCACCAGGUAUUUUGGCAUUAGAUUGCAUGGUGUACUUUGCACGCACUUACACACAACAGUAUACAAAAAUCGUACACGAAAACUCAUGUCGUGCGGACGAACAUGAGUGUCCUUUUGGGCGCACCUCCAUUGAAUUGGUAAAGGUGCUUUGCGAUAUACUGCGUAUUGGUGAACCGCCAGCAGAACAAUCGGCAGAUUUUCAACCAAUGUUCUUUACGCACGAUCAUCCAUUCGAGGAAUUCUUUUGCAUUUGUAUUAUAACGUUAAAUCGUACGUGGAAAGAUAUGCGCGCCACCGCGGAAGAUUUUCAAAAAGUAUUCAGCGUAGUGCGUGAGCAAAUAAUACGCACACUCAAGGAACGCCCGGAGAAUCUGGAAGAGUUUCGUGCCAAAAUUGCGCUACUCACCUAUCAAACGAUCACUAAUUUACGUCAACAGGAACGCAUCUCAAAAGAGGAAUGCGAUUCCACAGCCUCGGCUAUUGUCAAGUUGAAAGAAAAGAUCUCACCACACAUACUCGAUUUAAUUAAACAGCAGCGUCUAUCCUAUUUGGUAGAAGGCACACGAUUUUCCAAAUACUCACGCGGCACACGUUCCAAAGAUAAAUUUUGGUAUGCUCGUCUCUCACCCAAUCAUAAGGUUAUACAUUAUGGUGAUUGUGACGAGAAGACCGUGCCAACGCUCGAAGAACUCACUAACAAAAAAUCCGUUAUCGACAUAAAACAGCUACUCGAGGGCAAGGAUUGUCCACAUAUGAAAGAAAUGCGCACACGCAAAAAUGCCGGCAAUCUGGCAUUCUCCAUUACGAUCGAUUGUGGUGAGAACACUACAUUGGAUUUUGUAGCGCCAGAUGAGACCACAUUUCACUAUUGGACAGAUGGUAUAAAUGCUUUACUGGGUCUGCAGAUGACAAGUAAACAAAUGAAAGAAGAUUUCGACACUUUAUUGUCGAUGGAAAUCAAAUUACGUUUGCUGGAUACUGAAGGUGUGGACAUUAGCAAAGAUCCACCACCAAUACCGGAAGAUCCAGAAAAUUAUGAUUUCUGUUUCGAGAGUUAGAAAAGGUGUUUUGUGUGCCUUGCAUGAUUGUAUGUGUUGUAUGUAUUGAUGUUGUGUUGAUAAUAACACAAAUACAUAAGUAAAUCGGAGGAUCUUUUUCGAAAAACAUGCCAAAGUAAAGUAAGUCUAAAUUUAAUACAAUAUUAACAAUUUGUAUGUAUUGUUUUCUAUGUUUAUAUGUAUGUCGUUUGUAGGUGUCCCUUUGUAGCGGGACUUGUAUAAUAUUUUAUACCAAUCUACAAGUAACUACAACCAAAAAUACAAUAAAAAAGCAAGAAAUUUGAGUACUAUUUGAGUCAAAUGAACAAAAGUAUCUAACAAAUUAUUAUAUAAAUAAUAGUUAUUUGUAUUUUUCCAUAAUAUGCAAUAUUUUUAUUUACGAUUAUGCCACUAGAGCUUUCGUGUGAACAACAAACUAUAUAUAUUUAUUUUUACAUUCUUUAAGCUAGACAUAGUAUGCUAGUAUGCAUUUUCUUUUUUUGAAAUACAACAUAUUAUGAAUUUAAAACCAUUAAAAUAGCAUUAUGCGAAACUUUUUUUUACUGCUAUGGGGAGUAUUUGGGUGCUAGGCGAGUUCAUACAACUACUUUUUUAUUGCUUUUUAUUAAUUUUCUAGCAAUUUACAUUGUUGGUAACAUCAAUACUUUCAAGAAAAUUUCGUUUUUUUUUUUUCUCAGUAUUAGUUAUUGAUAAGGCUGUUAUGAUAUACUGCGUUUAGGAAUGUUAAUCUUAUUUCUAGCGCUAUUCGUAACACCGUACAUUAAGUUACACAAUAUAAAGGCUACAAACAAUUUAUAAUUAAUUUGUAACAAUUUUUUUUUUUUUUGAAAUAUGUUCUUUGUAAGACAAAUCCGGUUCGUUUCGGUCACAUCGAUCAGAAUCGUUGGAAAGCACUUUGAAACGAAAUAUUUAAAUAAUUUUCCAAUAAAGUCUUUCGUUUAUGGUUGUUUCAUACAUUUACUUAAUGUAUUCAAUUAGCAAUUUUCCUAUGUCAUAUUAGUCUAGACAAUUUGAUAAUGAACCGAGUAAAGAUAAUAGCUGUAACAUCUUGGUGCACUCUUUCAAAUUAAUAAAAUAAUUUUGCGCUAAACAAAUAAAUUUUGUAUAGAUAAAACAAAUGAGACAAAUUUGUAUAAUGUGUUGAUUUUCGCUUUAAAAUCUCUCGAAAAUUGUACUAAGCGAUUAUUCGUUCCAAAACAGCUGUGUUAAUCCAUAAUAUUAUUCUUAUUUCAAGUAAUGCUUGAAAUUUGUUUUUGAUUGAUAACCAGAACAGGGGAUUUAGACGAUCUCGGUGUUAAUUUCAGUACAAAAAUUAUUAUUUCGUACAUCUUGCAACGCUGAAUUUCCUUUAAAUUUGUUUUUCAAGUUUCUUCGGAACAAUAUACGCCACAUAAGUCGUCACAAAUUUGCAGUCAUUCUCGUUUUGGUUUUUUUUUUGUAAUAAUGCUUUGUAGACUUAAGCCGUGAAGUGAAUUUAUAUUUAAGCUAAAUAGCCAUCUUCCGUUCGGUGUGCAUUUAGUUGCCUGGAGGGGUUCUUAUAAGCCCGCCCCCCAAUUUGAAUUAAGCUAUUUAUUAUCCAUGUGCUGGUAUUUUACGGCGCCGCGCAUGAGCGCGUACCUAAGUUUUCAAUCAAAUAUUAUCCUCCA